Molecule: messenger RNA, 1312 nt
Organism: Ruditapes philippinarum (Manila clam)
Lineage: Eukaryota; Metazoa; Mollusca; Bivalvia; Venerida; Veneridae
Product: pyroglutamylated RF-amide peptide receptor-like
Exons: 4
Coding region: 182-1312 (376 amino acids)
Biological process (GO): neuropeptide signaling pathway
Cellular component (GO): membrane
Molecular function (GO): neuropeptide receptor activity
Source: RefSeq, a predicted model, not a curated record
UUAUAUUGGAUUAUUUUCUAUUUGCUGACAAUAAAAAAUCACAGGUAACGUACAUGUUUCUUAUUGGGAAAACUGAAAGAACCAGGUAGAAGAUAUCGGAAAUAGGAAAUAUUUCAAGAAACAUAUUUAGUUGUACAUGUGUGUGUGGCGGACUUAGAUCGCAGACUUUAGGCAGAAAAAAAUGACAGCCAGUGGCCCUGCAGAAAUUGGAAGAAACCCUGCAUUUGUUUGGAUAAUGUUGACGUUUUGCUUGAUAGCGGUGCUCCUGAACAUUUUUGUGAUUUUUGUUGUGGUAAAAUUCGGGCGUUACAGAGCGUCUAUUGACAUAUUUCUGACUAACCUGGCGGCCAGUGAUAUCAUACAUGCGGGAAUCGUAAUCCCUGUGCAUUUCAAAAAUGUUACAGCUGACAGUCAGGAUUUUUACGGAGGAAAUUUUGUUUGCAAGGUGAUCAUGUUUCUACCGUUGCUUAGCGUUAUGGGGGCUAUUUUUACGAUCGUCGCCAUAGCAAUCGACCGUUACAGAGUAAUAGUUACCCAGAAACAGCUGUACCGUCAAGGAGCACUCACCGCCAUUAUUGUCAUUUGGAUUGGCUCGGUUUUCGUCUCAGCUCCGCAGAUUUACGAGUACAACGUGUACAACGAUAGGAGCGAGUAUAAUUCAAACAUCACAUACAAAUCCUGUGGUUCUGAAGGCAUUGUUGAACAUUUUGAGACAAUCUACGCCAGUUUGGUAUUCGUCUUCGCUUUCCUGGUUCCGUUGUUUAUUUUGGUCGUCUGCUACACGCAAAUCAUGUUAUACGUCUGGAGACACGGUAGACGAUUCAGGGCCACGUGCAUGCGAUCAUCUGGCAACAGGCCAAACGAAGAGAGGAGAGCCAACAAAAUGUUGACAACAAGGAUGGUUAGGCUUGUAAAAAUGCUGAUAUGGAUAACAGUCACUUUUGUGGCUCUUUGGACUCCGUACUUCAUCAUUUUUGCGAUGACGGAGGUCAUGGGUAUGGACGAUACUUCAAAUUUCUCAGAGUGGCCGCACGUGGUCAGCCGAGCGAUGACACUUCUAAGUACAAUAUCGAAUCCAGUGUUCUUUCUAGCGUUCAGCGAAAAUUUCAAGGAGGCCUUUGUAAACACGUUUUGUCAUUCUCUUCGUGGCCAAGGUAACGGACGCCGAUCAUUUUUCAGAAGCAGCAAAAUUGUCCCUGCAACGUCACGCGAAAAACGUGACGUAUGUGACGGGGUCAUGGAGAUGAAAUCCACUUCUUUGAAAGUGUUUUCUAUGACGUCAGAGCCGGCAGAUAUGGAAAAUAACUGUUAA